Molecule: messenger RNA, 1155 nt
Organism: Anthostomella pinea
Lineage: Eukaryota; Fungi; Ascomycota; Sordariomycetes; Xylariales; Xylariaceae
Source: the annotation of a GenBank genome assembly
AUGGCCUGGGGCUUGUCCAAGGGGGCACUGUCGGGAUGGGGUCUACUAAGAUGGCUUGCAUUAAUCCGGCUGUUCCAGGCACUGGCGUCGUUGGUGACCGCGACGAUGAACGGCUUUCUCCUGGCAUACAUCCACCUCAACCGGCUAGGCUUCGCGAACAGCAUGUUUGUGUUGGAAAUCAUGGCUUGUGUUGCCCUGAUCUAUCCGGGUGUCGUGCUUUUGAUACUGCAUACUGGCAAAAGGCGGCAGAACGCCAGCUCGAGAAUGAUUGCGACCUUUGUUGUCACAGACGUGAUACUUAGUGGACUGAUGCUCGCUAUCAUCACCCUGCUUGCCCGGACCGGGGUACCAUCGAACUGCCAUGGACUUACGCGGGACAACUUCGUGAGGGGAGAUGCUCCAGAUGAUCCGCCUCCGGGCUACACCACCAUACGAUUCGGCGAUGGGCCACACGACGGAAAGGGGCUACUCGACAGGUACUGCACGCUGGAGCGAGGGUUCUACUUCAUCUCAAUAACCCUAGUCUUCACUUACACGACUACCAUAACACUCGGGAUUCUUCGAAUAUGCGAACGCUAUUAUACCAGGAACAGUCAGAUUGACCACCUCCUCACGACAGCCUAUAACAUCCACCGGCUCGCGCACAAGCAGUCAGAGCUGCACCGACCAACAUCACCCGCAGAUUUGGAGGACCCGGGCGCAUUGACAGCGGGAAUCCUCGCACCAAUGUCCAGGGGUAGUCGCGCCACACCAUCUCAAGGCUUGGUCUCGCCCAGCACUACGUACCACUCGUUACAUGUCCAGCCACGGCAUGCACCACUCCUGGUGUCGCCUGUAUCGCCUGUAUCGCCCAUGUGCCCUGGCACAACUCCGAACAGGUCAUUCGCAGCCACCCCAACGGUGUUCGGAACAUCGACGGAUGGUUUGAUGGCAGGGCGACAAUCCCCAGAUCCAGCGGCUGAAGCGGCUGUUACCGACGGUUACCGCCAUCAACCCCAGGCUGGGAUGUCAUCGCUGCCCCCAUACUCGCCCGGUCCCUCACGAGCGCAGUUCAUGACCGGGCACGGGAAUGAAGCGAACGACUUGCGACUUAGCGACUACGUCAAAGGGGAAAAUCGGGCACAGCAUAUGAAAGACUCCGGGGCUGGGUUAUAG